Molecule: messenger RNA, 3934 nt
Organism: Malurus melanocephalus (red-backed fairy wren)
Lineage: Eukaryota; Metazoa; Chordata; Aves; Passeriformes; Maluridae
Gene: CHMP4C
Product: charged multivesicular body protein 4C
Exons: 5
Coding region: 137-799 (220 amino acids)
Biological process (GO): vesicle budding from membrane; late endosome to vacuole transport via multivesicular body sorting pathway
Cellular component (GO): cytoplasmic side of plasma membrane; multivesicular body; ESCRT III complex
Source: RefSeq, a predicted model, not a curated record
CCCGCCGCCAGGUGCGGUGCCGGUGCCGCCCGUGGGCUCAGGAAGUGCUGUCACGGCGUGUGUCGGGCGGGGAGGCUCCUGCUGACCGGGCUGGCCCGACCUUGCCGUCGGCGGGUGCCGAGCCGGGAUCGCCGCCAUGAGCAAGAUCUCCAAGUUCUUCAAGGGGGGCGGCUCGGCCGCCUCCAAGAGCCGCGGGGGUCCCUCGCCGCAGGAGGCGCUGGCCCGGCUGCGGGAGACGGAGGAGAUGCUGAGCAAGAAGCAGGAGUUCUUGGAGACGCGGAUCGAGCGGGAGCUGGCGAUAGCCCGGCAGCACGGCACCAAGAAUAAGCGAGCUGCCUUACAAGCACUGAAGAGAAAAAAGAGAUACGAGAAACAGUUGAGUCAAAUUGACGGAACACUUUCGACCAUUGAGUUCCAGAGAGAGGCAUUGGAAAAUUCCCACACCAACACAGAAGUGCUCAAGAAUAUGGGUUAUGCUGCAAAAGCCAUGAAAAAAGUACAUGAAAAUAUGGAUUUGAACAAAAUCGAUGAUUUGAUGCAAGAUAUCACUGAACAGCAAGAUGUUGCCCAGGAAAUUUCAGAUGCUAUUUCAAACCGAGCUGCCUUUGGUGAUGAGUUUGAUGAGGAUGAGUUGAUGGCAGAAUUAGAAGAACUGGAGCAAGAAGAAUUGAACAAGGGAAUGAGAGAUGUCAGGUUGCCAAGUGUUCCAUCCACAUCGCUGCCUUCUCGCCCUGCAUCGACCAGGAAGAGGGCAGAGGAUGAAGAUGAAAUGAAGAAGCUGGCUGCCUGGGCUUCAUAACAGCAUGGUCUUUUUAUAACACCAAACAUUAUAGUGCAGAUGGAUAGAGCUGUAAUGCUGUUUUAUAACCAUACUGAUAUAGUGUGGUUGCAUUUCAUACAGACUGGGUUUUUUAUGGCAAAUCUUGCUGAGCCUAGUGUUACUGUCAUAUUACAAAACUAGUGUAAAAAACAUCAAACAAAAAAAUGAAGUACUUGCCUAAAGCUUCAAGCAUAUUUUUUUCAGCCUCAUCAGGAGAUUUGGUUCAAUAUUAGUAUCAGAUUUUAUUAGGUACUAUCUUAACAUAUCUGUUGUUUUAUAAAACCUGUGUGCCUCACUUAUGCUCAAAGCUGCAUUCAUUUUUGAAAUGAGAAAGUUAAGUAAGUCAUCAGGGCGCUAUAACUAGAGGGUUAUUUGGUUCAGACUAUUUGAAUAUUAGCAAAACAGCUUAAUACAUGCCCUGACUUGCAAGUUCCUUUGAGCUUGAGAGCUAAUAMCCAGCUAUUCAUUUGGGCAUGAAGAUUCAAACAGUCUGCCUGGAGCAACUUAUGGUGUCCUAGAUAUUAAGAAGAAACUCUUCUGUAGGUUUUUUGAAGUGGGAUGAAUUAUUUAUUUUGUUUUAACUUUGACCAAAAUAUCCCAUGCACUAGUGUAGGUCAACUUGAAUUGUAUUUUGGACKAUUUCUGACUUGGUUACAGAAUUACAGUGAUUGAGGAAAGUGACAUGUCUAAGUUCUUAUAGAUCCCUGCCAAACAAUAGUGAUUUUCAUUAACCCGGUCAAAAGUCCAGAAGAGAUUUGACCUUCCUGUGUUCUUCUCCUCUACCUUGUCUUUCUAGAGUGAGUCUUUACUUUGUAUGAUAAUACCCAGCUUUGAAGGAAUUAGCAACACGUUUUUAAUUAUACAAUUUCAAAAUAGUUAUAAUUUUUGAGCAUUGGGUUCUUUUCUCUUACUCAGUUUCUGAGCAGGAACAAUACCAGUGUAAGUGCCUUUUUAACCCUGGUUAAAAGCUGAUUCUGGGUUACUUGUAAAGUCGGUGUGAUGCUGUCCAGCUGACAGCUUUUUAGCCCAAGGAACAAAUUCUGAGUUGCUACACUACUACAUAUAUGGAGAAAUCACUGUUCAAAUGCAAACCAAACAUCAAAUACACUGCUUAGUGCUAACUAAGUGCUGAACUCCAGUUUAUUUAAUAUGACUUAAGCUCUAUGCUAGUAGGCUGCUGUCAGUUGCAAGGAAAGAGUAAAACUGUGGAGUUCCUAGGGGUGUAGGAAGAAGAGUYCUUGAUCUAGGUUUCUGUUUUCAAAUGAAUUUAAAUUUAGUGAUGACUGAACAAUGUGGGGAAUACUAGGACAAUUGUUUUCUAUAGUUCUACAGCAACAGAAGACUGACUCCUUCUUCUGUGGGCUUUAGCCUAUGAUCUGCUGGGUGUUCAGCUUCAACAGCCUACAGUAGUCUUUGGUUUAGUGGAUUUUAGGUUAAGCAUAAGCAAAUAUGUGUUUCUAGACAUGGCAUGCUCAGAACCUUUCAGGUUGAGCYCCAUGGAUGAAAACCAAAAAUGUAUAUGCCCUGUGGAGAGAUAGACUUUUCCAGAAUUUMAUUCUCUGUGGAGGAAUUGCUUUUGAUUUGUGUCUGUAUGAGAGGUGAAUCAAGCCUUGCCACUUUACUUCAGAUAAUUUUCUUACUAAAAAGCUCUAAGUGUGUUAAUUCUGUCCUAAAAUUUGAAGGUACCAAGAAAAUUGUCCCUUUUUGUUGAGAGCAGAGAAAAUAUGGAAUUAAUUUUGUUUUAAAUACCAAAUAAAACAGAAAAAAAAGAGAAUYGCCUUAAAUUUAAAAAUACAUUUUGAACUCUCAAGGAGUAGGAAACCAAAUGCUAACAACAUGCUACUCUAUUUUAAUGCUUGUUGAAAUUCAAGAUGAGAUGCUAGAUGAAAGCAGGAAUAUUAAAAAAUAUAAAUACAGAAAAUAGCAAAUACUCUAUGUUAUUUUAAAUCUGUUUGCUAAUCCUUCUGUCUGGAAUCCUGUGUUCAAGGUGUGCAGUUUGUGCAGGUCUCUGAAUUGGGUACAGAAGGUAUUAGCACACACUGGUUGCGUGACCGUGCGAGGGUGGCAGUGUGCUUGUGGACCCUUCUGGUAUUUCUGUGUACGAGACCAUGCCAACACAGUCCCAUGGUUGGCUUGGAAAAGCUGGCUUCUAGCCUCUGUUCUUGGUCAAAUUAGUAGUUUAACAAUUCUUGGCUCUUAUGUARCACUUGGCAAAUCUGAAGUGCUCUACAACCUAAUAGGACUCUAAGCUUCCAUUUUGAAACUAAAGUGACUUUCAGCCUGCUUUGGAAAAUGUGGGCCUGCUGCUUUUGUGUAAGAACUUUUCAAGUGAACACCCCUCACAGGAGAGAAAAAAAUCCUAUAGAAGGUCUUCUUUGCAAACCAUCAUUUGACUGCUGAACUCCAGCUAUUUUUGGACAAGUGUUUAUCCUGGGAAGCUUCAGGUGUCUUCAGCUUAUUGAUCUCAGACCAAGCACUUUAUGAACAGAAUUUGUGAAAGGUAAAGAAAUGAAACUGGAUAUUUGGGUGCGCUGCUGUGAAAGUUUGUGUGUUAUGGCUGGUGAUCCUGAAGGAUAGACUCACAUACAAUUGUGGUUGGUGGAGUUGUACUCAAAAACACUAUUGUGAUGUACACAAACUAAAAUAUACCAUGGACCACCAUAACUGGAGUGCUUGUUGCCCUAAUUGUUUGGGGCACUGGUUUUCUUCAAAGAUAAAGGGGUUCUUGGUAUUGAAUUCAGCUGAGGGAGUGKCUCUUUCCUGUGUAAAUUCAGAUAUCUGGAACAAAUGGCUCUUUCUUUUUUGAACAUAUGUCUCUUUUCAUGCCAAGAUGGUAUUUGUUUAGUAUGUAAGCAGUUGAGAGUGAAUAGUGUCAACGUGUUACUGUAAAUGUACUCUAUUAACUGGAACAUAUUUUACAGGCAGCAGAUGGUGUACUAUAACUGACUGCUUUCUUGUUGCUUAUUUAUUCUGAGAUUGUUUUCUUCUCCUCCAGGCUUUUACCCUGGAUAACUUUAAAAAGGGGAAAAUAUAUUAAAAAAAAGUAAAAAUAAUUCAUAUAUGUAUAUAGAUACACACUGUAAAUAAAUACUUUAGUGUYAUGUUUGUGUUACA